AGUGCGGCUCAUGUUUGACAGCCCUUCUUCCAUUCCCUUCGCAUUUCCUCUCCUUUUUCCUUCAGUUCUGCAGAUUCACCCUGUGCUAGGCCCGCUGCUACACAGAGGUGCCCAGUGGUCCCUUCACCCUCCCUCAGCCCUGCACGGGUGUCACCAAGGCCGUGCACCGUCCUCAGCCUCUGCGCAGGAGGUGCAGCCCUCAUCUGCGGCGGGGGGCCUGUCCCUGCAGCCAGAUGCGUGAAUAGGGUGGGUGCGCACAGCGUCCUGUCUGCGAGCUGCCUCUCCCGUGGAUGUGCUCGGCAGUGACACCCACUGGACAUAUUCUUAAUCACACUUUGCGAAGACCCUCGGGAAAGGGAUUUCGAGCUGCUCCAGGAAGCGGCGAGGACGAUGGGACGAGUGUGCUCAGGUGACGGGGAGAACUCUGCAGGAUGCGCGGCGGCGUCUUUUGUUCACUGUACGUUUGAUCGCCCUUUGCGUGCUUUCCCAUCGUGGUGCCUUCUGCACCCGGAGCUGCGGUUGUGAGACGCACAGACGCCCGGGUCCGCCGGGCACCAACUGACCUGCGCGCUAGCUCCCAUCGCGCCUGCUCCGCACGGGGACAUUGCUUUGGUCGGGGCGGGCGGCCCCCGAAUUCUCUAUUUCUGGGUGCAUGCAGGAUGCCAGGGCUCAUCCUGGCCACGCCCCUUGGGGCGCCACCGCUGUCAGGGCACUUGCCCUGUCUCAGCCUCCCCUGUCCCAACUGCAUGGCGGUGCUCCUGGGUCCCGCGGGGAGACUGCUUAGCUCAGUCCUGACAUGCACGGUGACUGCAGUGACACUGCUCUGGGACUCACACCCGGGCUCCGUCCUGCUCCUGAGAGACUCAGCGUGGACAGACCCAGCAGCUCUGUGGGGGUCAAGUAGUUCCCCGCACUACACUUCAGGAAGCUGCAAAAUGGUGCUCACUUCAGCUCUGGCCUUUAAGGUUUCUGAGGCGAGAAUUAAACUGGAAGCCAGGUGUGCGGUACAGACCUGCCAUUCCAGCACUCCGGGAGGCUGAAGCAGGAGGGUCACAAGUCAGCGCCCAGCCAGGGUAACUUGGCAGUUUAGGGAAACUGUCUCGGAAAACAAUGGCUGAGAUGUUGCUCCCUGCAAAUGCCGGGCUUCAACUCCAGUACCGCAAAGAAAAAAGGAACGAUCAACUUAAAUAGCUGUUCAUGUCACGCUGACGGAGACGCUGAGGGGUACUAAAACGCGCAACACUGUUCUCAGAAAGCUGAAGUCAGAGGCGAGGGCCCUGCGCCCAGGCUGAGGACCAGGCCCUCCCGUCAGUCAGUGACUUGCAGAGCCGCACCCUCAGCCUGCGCCGGCAGAUAAGCAGCGCCAGCCGAGCCGGCCGCGCCCAGGGCCGUCCUGUGGGCACACAGCAGCGAGUUCGCCGCCGCCGCUCACCCCGUCACUGGGUCACCCGGUCACCCGGACACGCGGUCACCCUGGUCAUCCGGACACCUGGACACCCGGUCACCCUGGUCAUCCUGACACCUGGACCCCCGGCCACCCAGGUCACCCGGACACCCGGACACCCGGUCGCCCGUCCAUGGCGUCAGGCCCGGGCGCGCGGCUGCAGGAGGACGCGCGCUGCGCCGUGUGCCUGGACCUGCUGCGCGCGCCGGUGAGCGUGGACUGCGGACACAGCUUCUGCGCCGCCUGCGUGCACGCGCUGCUGGACACACCGCACGACCGCGCUGCGGGAGGCGGCGGAGGAGCACAGGGUGAAGCUGCAGCUGGCCUUGGAGGCAGUGAGGAAGGAGGUGGACGAGGCGUCUGCCCAGGAGGUGACUGUGGGGAAGAAGAUCGUGGUGUGGAAGGAGAAAGUGGAGGUGCAGAGGCAGCGGUUCCGGCUGGAGUUUGAGAAGCACCGUGGCUUUCUGGCUCUGGAGGAGCAGUUGCAGCUGCGGCGGCUGGAGGAGGAGGAGCGGGCGACCUUGCAGAGGCUGCGGGACAGCAGGGCCCAGCUGGCCCAGCACAUUAAGGCCCUAAAGGAGCUUGCGGAGGAGCUGGAGGAGCGGAGCCAGAGCAUGGCCCUGCGUCUGCUGGAGGGUGUGAGCGAAGUCUUGAGCCGAAGCAAGGCUGUCACACGGCUGGAACCUGAGGCCACACCCCUGGAGCUGAGGACUGUGUGCCACAUCCCUGGGAUGAGGGACAUGAUGAGGAGGUUCCAAGUGGACAUGAAGCUGGACCCCACCACGGCGCACCCCAGCCUGCUGCUGACCACCGACCUGCGCUCAGUGCAGGACGGGGAGCUCUGGAGGGACGUCCCCGGGAGCCCCGAGCGGUUCGACACCUGGCCCUGCGUGCUGGGCCUGCAGAGCUUCUCCUCUGGCCGGCACUACUGGGAGGUGGUGGUGGGCGAGAAGGCCGAGUGGGGCCUGGGCGUCUGCAGAGACUCGCUGCCCAGGCAGGGCGAGGCCGCCCCAUCCCCCGAGAACGGCGUGUGGGCGCUCUGGCUGCUGCGGGCCGCCGAGUACAUGGUGCUGGGCUCGCCAUCCGUGCCACUGCUGCAGUCCAGGCCGGGCCGCGUGGGGGUCUUCCUGGACUACGAGGCCGGGGAGAUCUCCUUCUACGACGUCACCCACGAGUCCCACAUCUACACCUUCAGCCAGCUCCUGUCCGGCUUCCUGCGGCCCUACUUCUUCAUCUGUGACAAGAACCCUCUGGUUCUGCCCCCUGUGAUGGAGGCAGAGUCAGGAAGCGGGGCAUCCAGAACUCCGCCUGACCCCAGUGGUCCCGAGAUGCCUCCAUGAGGACUCGCUGCUGCCUGCGAGGUCCUCGGGCAGGAGGCUGUGGACGCCUGGGAUGGCUGGGCUGCACGUGGGCGGCCCUCAGUGCCUGUGUCUGGGAAGUGUCCCCGCGGGACAGAGGAGGUGUGGAGGGUGGGAGAGGAGGAGGAUCUUGGAACCAGCAGUCUCGUCAAACCCUCUUUCCAGAUGGCUCCACAGGCGUUCUUGAUGGACUGUCUUUCGUAUUAAGGAAGCUACAUUAAGAAGAGACCCUAAAUAUUCAUUACAGCAUCUCAUUCUGUUUCCCAUCCUUUCCUGCUCAGUAUUUUACCCAUUAAGGUUCGGACACAGCCGUUCCUCCGUGGGCUCAGAGCCGAGUUUUUAGAGGUGCCGUAGUGACCAGUCGGUCUCUCCCGGGCUCUUCCUGUCCCAUUCCAAGAAUCAGGUAGAAUAGUCCAUGAAAGUGAAGCUGAACAUUGAUUUAAGGCAAAAGAAGAAAAAGAACAUAAGAGAACUGUUGAGGAAGGAAGUGCUCCAGAAAGAAGAGCUCCAAAGAGUGCCUCUGGGCCACUUAGAGCCAGAAAGGGGCCAGCAAGCAGGCCCAGGGCCAAGAGCUCAGGGACCACUGCCCUUGCUGUGGGCAGUGAGGGCCGCACACGUGCACUGCCCUUUCUGACGUUUGGUCUAAGCCAUCCCAUGAAAACCCCACUUGGCCUUCUGCUGCAAGGAGGUAUCAGGUGCGGUGGGGAGCUGCUCCCCCACUCAUGCUCCUGGUUCACACGUGCCUGCCGUGGACAGGUCACGCAGUCAGCCCCCCAGCCACACGGCCUUCGUCCCCUGCCUCUGUCUGACGCUAUUCCAGACCAGAUUCGUAACUAUGGGCCUCCUCCUCUCCCCUCUUCUCUCUCCCCUCUCCCCUCUCGCAAGCUCUCCUCUCUCGGUCCCUGUCUCUCUGUCUCCCUCUCCCUCUCCUUCUCCCUUGAUCCCCUUUGCUUGCCCUUUCCAAGGCUCCCGCCAGCCGCCCAGUCCAGCCCCGCAGAGCCCAGCACACACCUCCGCCCUUACCUCCUGCAGGAGGCUCUGUUCCCGUGAAGCACGCGUCCGCCCCUCAUGCAUUGUGCAGUUCUCUUAUUUAUUGUUUUUAAUUUAUUUAUUGUGUACCUGUCCUUGCGUGGUAGGCUGUAAGCAACUUGAGGGGAAGGAUAUUUGUCUGUUGACUAUACUGUUCAACAUAUCCUGAGCCCCUCGCAUACGGCUUUCUAUAUGCUUAUCUCUGAAUGCACAUGUGUUGAAUGAAUAAACAAUGGCCACUCUGAAGGCGGAAUUAAAUGUA
Chinchilla lanigera (long-tailed chinchilla) is the source of this 4093-nucleotide messenger RNA. RefSeq names its product tripartite motif containing 58 (gene Trim58). The record is from RefSeq and is a predicted model, not a curated record. Gene Ontology annotation, molecular function: protein binding; zinc ion binding. NCBI's taxonomy places the organism in Eukaryota, Metazoa, Chordata, Mammalia, Rodentia, Chinchillidae.